AUGAAGCUUCUCGGUUUCCUUCCAUUCCUUGCACUCCCUUUGGUCUUUGCUGCCACAAAAGAUAGCAAAUCCCAACUUGUCUCCCUUGCCGCUUCAGGGAAUGGUGUGAUCAGGCUCGAUGCAUCGGCUUUUGAUUUACUUACUGCCCCCAACCGUGACUGGUCCGCAUCUAUACAUUUUACUGCCCUAGACAAGAGACGACGUUGUGCACCCUGCAAAGAAUUUGACCCAGCUUGGAACUCUGUUGCAAAGGCUUGGGCCACUGUCCCUGCGGAACAACGCGACAAUCAUUUCUUUGCCACUCUAGACUUUGAUGAAGCACCAACCGUCUUCCAAAAGUUGAAUUUGGCCUCCGCUCCUGUUGUUUGGGUUUAUGGUCCUACGGAAGGUCCUCGUGCAAGUGGAAGAAAUGUACCUUCCAAAUACGACUUCUCCAACGGAUUCGAGGCAGAGCCUCUCGCCCAGCACUUGUCCAAUCACACCCCCAUUCCUAUCCCAUACAAGGCACCCAUCGACUGGGCCCGCUGGAUUACCUUCAUCAGCGGACUUUUGGGCUUCGCUCUUACUCUUCGAUUCAUUGCACCCGUCCUACAAAACCGUUGGACUUGGGCUAUCAUCACCAUCGUCACUUCUCUCACUAUGACUGGUGGAUUCAUGUUCACUCGUAUUCGCGGUUCUCCGUACACUGGGGCAGAUGGUUCUUGGAUCGCUGGCGGAUAUCAGAAUCAAUUUGGACAGGAAGUUCAAGUUGUUGCUCUCAUAUAUGGUACCUUGGCUUUCUCUGUAGUCAUGUUGACCAUGAUUGUUCCCUAUCAAACUUCACCGGCUCGCCAAAGGCUUCAAGUCUAUCUCUGGAGUGGAGUUCUCAUGCUUGUUUAUUCUGUAUUGGUUACCCUCUUCAGAGUCAAAAACAGAGGAUACCCUUUCAAACUACUCUUGUAG
This is a messenger RNA of Lentinula edodes (shiitake mushroom), 942 nucleotides long. Its product is annotated as oligosaccharyl transferase subunit OST3/OST6 family. The record is from RefSeq and is a predicted model, not a curated record. The transcript has 5 exons. The coding region runs from base 1 to 942 and encodes 313 amino acids. Lineage: Eukaryota; Fungi; Basidiomycota; Agaricomycetes; Agaricales; Omphalotaceae. Gene Ontology annotation, cellular component: oligosaccharyltransferase complex.